Acanthaster planci (crown-of-thorns starfish) is the source of this 18130-nucleotide messenger RNA. RefSeq names its product spectrin beta chain, non-erythrocytic 5-like. Gene Ontology annotation, molecular function: protein binding. Lineage: Eukaryota; Metazoa; Echinodermata; Asteroidea; Valvatida; Acanthasteridae. The record is from RefSeq and is a predicted model, not a curated record.
AUAACAAGCUAUGUGCUGUCAUUUCCGGGCAUUAAUUAUAAUUUUUGCGAGGGACAAUGUGGCCUUCAAUUCUUUGGGUAUCGAUUGUAGGCGAAACACCUGUUGGAGCGUUCCCUGGGCUUAAUUUGCAUAAUAAAGGGGUUGCUGCAGAAGAAUUUGGUUGACGGCCAUAUUGAACUGAAGAAGUGUUGCUGUGCGCGCACAUGUAGCCUUGCGUGUGUGAACCGUGAGUGUUUACAUACAUGUACAUGUACGUUUUCUGGGUAUGAAGUGCUGUUUUAUUUCGGGACUAAACCAAGCUUUUCAUCGAAGAAUGUGAUAUGCUAUUUCAAAGAGUCGGGGAGGACGAGUGAAGAGUACAAAGGAUGGCCAACACCCAGUCUCCAGCUCAAGCUGCCUCCUCCUUUGAGAAAGGUCGCAUCCAGGCCUUACAGGAAGAGCGGAUCAAAAUACAGAAAAAAACCUUCACCAAAUGGGUCAACUCUUUCUUGGAAAAGGCCAAUCUGCGUGUGAAGGAUCUCUUUGUGGACCUGCAAGAUGGCAAAGUUCUCCUCCGGCUGCUUGAGAUUAUCUCAGGGGAGAAGCUGGGCCGGCCGAACAAGGGUGCCCUCAGGGUCCAGAAGAUGGAAAAUGUUGGCAAAGCGCUGACAUUCCUCUCCUCAAAAGUGCGGCUGGAGAGCAUUGGAUCUGAGGAUAUCGUGGAUGGCAACCCACGGCUGACGUUAGGCCUGAUGUGGACCAUCAUCCUUCGUUUUCAGAUUCAAGACAUACAAAUUGAGGACGAAGGCAGCACAGAGAAACGGUCAGCAAAGGAGGCCUUGUUGCUGUGGUGUCAGAGAAAAACGACAGGGUAUCGUGGUGUCAACAUCCACAACUUCACGACCAGCUGGAGGAAUGGACUAGCUUUCAAUGCAUUAAUUCAUGUCCACAGACCGGAGCUUGUGUCUUUUGAGGGUCUAGUGCAGAGGAGUAAUGAACAAAAUCUUAACAUGGCCUUCACGGUGGCUAAGGAGCAGCUGGGUAUCCCUGACCUCCUGGAUGCUGAAGAUGUAGAUGUAGAGAAACCUGAUGAGAAAUCUAUCAUGACAUACGUGGCUUCAUACUACCACUACUUUGCCAAAAUGAAAACAGAGAAGACGGGAGGAAAACGAAUAGCCAAAAUUGUAAGCCAGCUGAUGGAUGUGGACAAAAUGCGCAAGGACUAUGAGCUGAUGGUGUCUCAACUCCUGGAAUGGAUCGAAGCCAAGAUCCGACAGCUGGCCGACCACAAGUUCCCCAACUCCCUUGAUGGCAUUCAGGCACUCAUGCAGACUUUCAAAGAGUACAGAACUGUAGAGAAACCCCCAAAGUAUGCUGAGUGGGCCAACAUAGAGGUGGCGAUCUUCAACAUCCAGGCCCUGGUCCAGUCCUGCCACCUUCGGCAAUACAUGCCACCUGAGGGCAAGCUGGUUAGCGAUGUGGAACGUUGCUGGGGCAAGCUCGAGCAGGCCGAGCAUGACCGGGGCAUUGCCCUUAGGGAGGAGCUGAUCCGACAGGAGAGGCUGGAGAGGUUGGCUGAAAAGUUUGCCCGCAAGGCCUUACUUCGUGAGUCGUGGUUGGCUGACAUGACCAGUGUGCUGAAGGAAAGCGUGAUUCCCAGCAACAACAUCUUUGCUGUGGAAGCGGCCACCAAAAGGCACGAAGCAAUCACGGCUGAUGUCAUGGCCAGGAAAGACCGCUUUGAGGACCUGAGCCGCAUGGCCAAGGAGCUGGUUGGGGGGAACCACCACACAGGCCAGGCGGUCAGCCAGAAGGAACGAAAGAUUGCCCGGGACUGGCAAAAGUUGAUUGACCUGCUGGCCAGGCGACAGCAGGUGUUGCACGGCUUCACUGACCUGAUGGGCAUGUUUAGAGAGAUUGAGAGUGUCACAGCAGAGAUGAAAGAAAUUGAGGUGGGUCUGCAGUCUGGGAAUUGCGGCAAGCAUCUCCUGGGGGUGGAGGACCUCCUCCAGAGACAUGCCCUGACCGAGACCCAGAUCAACUCCCAGGGCUACCGGGUGGGCCAGGUCAACCAGAAGGCUGACAUCUACUUGAGCCAGAACCACUCAGAGAGCGAGACCAUCAAGAAGAGAGUUGCUCUGCUCAAUGUGGCCUACGAGCACAUCACCAAGCUGAGCAUGAGGCGCAAGGCCCAGCUGGAGGAGUCACUCAAGUUCUUUGAGUUCCUGCGGGACGGCGAGGAGGAGGAGUCAUGGCUGACAGAGAAGCAGCGCAUUGCCAAGUCCAUGGUGACCGGGCGGGACCUGAGAAGCGUCAUCAAUGCUCAGCAGAAACAUGCAGCACUGGAGCUGGAGAUUGUUGGAAGGCAGCAGAUCAUCGAAGGCGUGAUGCAGACAGGGGAGGAGCUGGCAAGGGCAGGACACCCCAGCAGCAAUGUCAUCCUGGCCCAGAUUGAUGAGCUGCAGGAGAAGUGGGCUCGACUGAAUGAGUUCGCCGAGGCACGGAAGUACCGACUAGAGCAAGCUGCCCAGUCACACCAGUAUUACAUUGAUACCAAUGAGGCUGAGUCCUGGAUGCGAGAGAAGAUGCCCCUGGUGUGCAGCGACGACUACGGCAAGGAUCCCGAGUCGGCCAAGACGCUCCUCCAGAAGCACCUGACGCUGAUGGAGAGCAUCAACGCCUACGAGGACGACAUCCUCAAGCUCAGCCAGCAGGCCAAGGAGAUGGUGGACGCCAACAUGAACAGCAAGUUUUCACUUGAACCUUUAGCGGAAGCAGAAAAUGCACCAGAGCCGUUCCCUGCAGAAGGGGAGGAGUAUGUAACCGAAAUUGUCGAGGUGCCUUAUGAGGUCGAGGAGGAAGAGGUGGUUGAGAAAGAGGUUGUGAAGGAGGUGGUGGAAGAAAGGACUUACCCACAGGUGAAGGCUGCCUACGCAUUCUCAGGGCAAGGUCUGAAAGUAUCAAAAGGAGAGAUCUUGAUCCUGGUCGAAAAAACCAACGCCGACUGGUGGAACAUCCGUAAAGCAUCAGGCCAAGAGGGCUUCGUCCCCGCCAACUACGUCAAGGAGACUCAGCCCAAGGUUGUGAAGAAGAAAGUGCAGAAGCGAGUCAGGGUGCCGGAGACGGUCAGAGUUCGCAAGACCAAGAUGCGGCAGGAGAUGGUCAAGAGAAAGAGGAAGAUUUCGGCGGGGAGGGGCACGUCAUUGUCUCGAAAGUCUAGCCUGAGAAGAACCAAUCAUUUUGAUAAGGAGAACAUUGAGCUGAGGCAGCAGGGCAUCGAUGGCACCUACAGGCGGCUCAAGAAGCUCGCCGUCUCGCGGAAGCGCUACCUCGAGGAUGCCAUCAAACUCUUCUCAUUUUACCGGGAGUGCGACGAAUUUCAGGCCUGGAUGAAAGAAAAGCCCAAAGCAUUCCCCUUUCAAACCAGUAUCAUGGAGAAGAUCUUGAAGAAGAAAGAAACCCUGUCGGAGCGGGUGGAGGCCUCCCGGCGGAAGUUUGAGAACCUGCUGACGGACCUGGUAGCCAACCAGGGCCGUAUCGACCGCAUCAACAAGAUGGCAGACGAGUUUGUGCGGACGGGGCACAGCAAGCAGGCCGAAGUGCUGGGCCGGCAGAAGGAGGUCAACGAUCAAUGGGAGAGGCUGAUGAAGCUGAAGGAGGAGAAGGAGAAGAUGUUGGAGGGGGCAUCCAGCAUUGAGCUGUACAACCACUCCUGGGGCGAGGCCAAGGAGUGGAUUCUGGACAAGUUCAAUGCUCUCUCCUCCUAUGAUCCCGGCAAGGAUUCCCAGUCUGUGCAGGACCUGCAGCGGAAGCAUGAGAACCUGGAGAGGGAGCUGGCGCCCGUCAGCGAAAAGCUCCGGAAACUUAAUCUCCUAGCGAAGGCUGUGAAGUCAUCCUAUCCAAACGAAGGGGACCACAUUGACCAGAGGCAGGCCAAGAUCAGGGACUUGUGGGACACAUUGGAGGCUAAAGCGGCAGAGCGGAAGGCGCAGCUGGAGCAGAGUCGAGACAUCAGCAGGUUUCACAAUGAAACCAAAGAACUGACUGUGUGGUGCAAUGAAGUGCGAGGGCUGUUGCUGGACACAGAGCUAGCGAGGGACGUGGUGGGAUCGGAGAAUCUUCUGAAACAGCACCAGGACCUGCUGGAGGAUGUCAGGGGUCAUGAUGACAUAUUCACCAAGUUGGAGGCACUCGGUAGGCAGCUGCUGAAGGCCUUGCCUGACUCGGUGACGAUUGCACAGAGGACAAGGAAGCUGUCUGAAUCACGCACUGAGAUCCAAGCGGGCUGGGACAAGCGAAACCAACGGCUGCAAGAUGCCCUGGAUCUUGCUCUAUUCAACAGGGAGGCUGACCAGAUCGAUGCCAGGACCAGCGGUCACGAGGCCUUCUUGGAGUUUGAAGAUCUGGGUGCUACGGUUGAGAUUGUUUACGGCUUGAUCAAGAGACAAGAGGACUUUGAGAACACGCUGACUGUACAGGAUGAGAGAUUGCAAGGACUGAAGGAGAUAGCUGCCAAGUUGGUGAACAAUAACCAUUACGCCAGAACAAUCAUUUCAAAUCGGUGCGAAGAGGUGGUCGCCCGCAGGCUGAAGGUGAAAGAGAACAGCGCCCUCCGGAGGCAGAAACUUCUCCAAUCUCGAGAGUUCUUGGAGUUUUGCAGGGAUGCAGAUGAGUUGUCAGAGUGGAUAUAUGAGAAGCAUGAGAUAGCAUGCGACGAGUCUUUCCGUGAGCUGACCAACCUGCCCAGAAAGGUCAAGAAGCACGAGGCAUUUGAAGCAGAGCUGACAGCCAACAAGGACAGUCUAGACAAACUCAACGAGACCGGUCAAGCACUGAUCCAGAAGGGGAACUUCAAAGCCUCGGAUGUCAAGGCAACCCUGACCGCUCUGAAUGACCGCUGGGCCGACCUGAACGCCCGCUCCUCAGACAAGGGGGUCAAGCUGCGCCAGGCCACGCAGCAGCAGGGGCUGAACCGAGCCCUGGAGGAUGCGGUGACCAGCAUCGCCGAGAUGGAGGUGGCCCUGUCCUCCCAAGACCUCGGGCAGGACCUGAGGAGCGUGAAGGGACUGAUCAAGAAGCACCAGUUGCUGGAGAGUGACAUGGCAGUACAGGCCGACAAGAUAGCUCACAUUGUAGAGCAAGCUCAUCUGCUAACGGAGGAGGGUCACUUUGAUGCCGAGAGAAUCGCCAUAGAGACAGCCGCUGUCACUGAUAGGUUUGCCCAGCUUGGUCAACCCUCCGAGAGACGGCGGUCCAUCCUGGCAGAUUCCCACAAGCUGCAAGUCUUCCUGCACGACGUCAACAGCGAGGCACAGUGGAUCAAGGAGCAUCUCCCUGCCGCCAGCUCCACCGACUACGGCAAGACGUUCACGGCAUGCCAGAGUCACCUGCAGAAACACAAGAAAUUGAGGGCAGAGCUGACCGGCCACCAACCUGUGAUUGACAAGGUCAUCCAGGCCGGGCAAGCCCUGAUUGACAGCGGCCACUUUGCCGCAGCCACCACCCAAGAGAACUGUCAGGAGCUCUCUGUGGCCUGGGGGCGGCUGUUUGAUGCAGCUGAGGAGAGGGAGAGGAGGCUGCACAUGGCCUUUGAAGCACAGCAGUAUUUUGCAGAGGCCGAUGAAGCAGAGAGCUGGAUUGGGGAGAAGAUGAGCUUAGCAACAAGCAUAGACUACGGCAACAGCGAGGAUGCAACUCAGAAGCUCCUGGCCAGGAAUAAGGCCUUAAAGCUAGAUGUAGAAAACUACCACAGUGUGCUGAAAGAGCUUGAGGAUAAAGCGAAGGCGAUGGUGGCCAGCAGCAACCCACAUGGAGAAGAGCUGAUGGCAAGACAGGAGAACCUCCAGAAGAGGUUGAAGAGUCUGCAGGAUGCAGUGGCGGAGAGGGCCAAGGAGCUGGAAGGAGCCAAACUCCUGCACGAGUACGUCCGUGAGAGUGACGAGCUGGGGGAGUGGAUAGAGGUGCAGUACCAGGCUGCGAGCUCCGAGGAAUUUGGUGAAGACCUGGAACACUUAGAGAGGCUGAAAAACAAACACGAUGAAUUCCAACGUCGGAUUGACACAGGCAACGACAAAUUUAAACAGUGCGAAGAUCAGGCCCAGAGGCUGAUCCAAGACAAGCAUCCACUGGCUGACACCAUACAAGAGAAGCAAGACAGCCUGAAGCAAGCCCUGGAGAUGCUACGUGGUCAGGUCCAGGAGCGCACUCAGAAACUGGAGGCGGCUGGACAGAUCCACAAAUUCAACCGCGACUUUGAGGACUCCAUGUCCAGGAUACAGGAAAAGUACCACUCCAUGCCGGAGGAUCUGGGCAAAGAUAUCAUCUCAGUCCAGUCCCUGAUACGCAAGCACGAGACAUUUGAGAAUGACCUGCUGGCCAUGGAAGGCCAUCUGCAAAACCUGGUCAACGAUGCUGCCAAACUCCAGGAGGAGUACCCAGGAGGAAAUGCUGAGCAGAUCGUCGAACAGCAGCAGGUCAUCGUCACCAACUGGAACACGCUGCAGGAGCAUGCCACACAGAGGAGAGAGCUACUCCAGGCAGCAAAUGACUGGCAGCGUCUGUUGGCAACUUGUCGUGACCUGAUCAGCUGGACCAACGAGACUAUGACAGAGAUGAUGACAGAGGAGCCCAUACGGGACGUGGCCAGCGCCUCAGCGGCGCUCAGCCAGCAUGCGCAGGUCCGCGCCGAGAUUGACGCUCGGGAGGAGAACUUUGCCUCCUUGGUGGAGGCAGGCCAGAUGCUGAUCAAGCAGCAGCACUAUGCCAGCGAGGAGAUUCAAGAGAAGCUCGAUGCAGCGCUGCAGGCCAGGGAGCAGCUGCACAGCAGCUGGCAGGCCAAGAAGGACCGGCUGGAGCAGGUGGCUGAGCAGCAGGUGUUCCUCAGAGACGCCAAGCAGUUAGACACAAUCAGCGCUCAGCAAGAGGCUUAUCUGGCCGGCGCUGGGCUAGCAGCCACCGUAGAGGAGGUAGACGCCCUCGUUAAGAAACAUGAAGACUUGGAGAAGCUCUUGGCCGCUCAGGAAGAAAAGGGAACAGCUUUAGGGGAGUUUGCUCACAAACUGAUUGCCCAAGACCAUUUUGAUGCGCCAGCAAUCAGGAACAAAUUCAGCGAAGUGCUGCAAAGACGUGCUAAGGUGAAGGAGAUCAGCGGACAGAGGAAGCAAAGUCUAACCACUGCUAAGAUGUAUGCACAGUUUAAACGAGAUCUGGCUGAGGCCGACACUUGGGUUGAUGAGAAACACAAGAUCCUGGUGGAAGACUGCAGGUCCCUGCAGGACAUGAGCAACUUGCAGGAGAAGAUGAAGAAACUCCAGAAGCAUCAGGCAUUUGAAGCUGAGAUUGCGGCAAAUGAGAAGCUCAUUGCUGAGGUUAAAAAGGCCGGGGACUUGGUCAUAGCAGAGCACCACCCAGACUCCAGUGACAUCCAGCAUGACCUGAAGGAGCUGCUUGACCACUGGGAGGCGCUGCGCCGGGCCUCAGCCAGACGCAGCCAGCAGCUAGACGAAGUCAAGGACCUGCUGGAGUUCAACCGCCAAGCCGAGAAGGUGGAGUCGUGGAUCAAGGAAAAGGAGUUGAUGGUGCUUGCCAGUGACUGUGGGAGAGACUACGAGCAUUGCUUUGAGCUGCAGAAGAAACUAGAUGAUCUAGGAGCUGAUAUGUCAGUGGAUGAGUCGGUCGUCAAGCAGCUCAGCCUAGUGGGAGAGAAGCUGAUCCACCAGGCGCAGGCUGCGGGGGAAGGCACUGUCAUCAAAGAGAGACGAGACAGCAUCACCAUGAGUUGGCAGCAGAUGCAAGAAGGUCUAGCCGACUAUCGUACGAAACUGGCUGGGGCUCUGGAGGUACACGCUUUCAACAGGGACGUAGACGAGAUCAAAGAGAGGAUCAUUGAGAAGGCUAACGCCAUGAGCAGUGAGGAGCUAGGGAAGGAUCUGCCUGGUGUGGAAAGUCUACAGAGACGACACCAGGACAUGAUCCAAGACCUGACGGCAAUAGAGGACAAACUCCAGGAGGUGGAUGCCAUGGCCGAGAGGCUGUCAGCCAGCCGCCCAGAGAGCAUCCAGGAGAUACAAACUAAGCAACGGGAAGCUGCCGAAAAAUGGGAGGCCCUGAGGGAGCUGACCAAAGUCAGGCAAGCUCGGCUGGAUGCUGCCUAUAACCUGCAGAAGUUCAACAAAGACUUCAGGGAGAUGGAUAAUUGGGCCAGUGACAUUGUGACUCGGAUGACCUCGGGGGAGUUGGCCAAAAGUGUCCCUGAGGCAGAGAACAUGUGUGAGCUUCACAAGGAGAGAAAGGUGGAGAUUGACGGCAGGGACGGCAUGUUCCAGUACCUACGAGGCUUUGGGGAGAGGCUGAUCCAGCAGGACCACUACGCCAAGGAGGAGCUGCGGGCCUCCCUGAAACGUCUCCAGGACACCAAGGACCACGUCGUCCAUGUCUGGCAGGAACGGAAAGGACUCCUUGCCCAGUGCUUUGAUCUGCAGGUGUUUCAGGACUAUGUUGAACAGGCCGAGGUGUGGUUGGCAUCCAAAGAAGCAUUCCUACACAAUGAAGACAUUGGGGAUUCAUUGACCAGUGCUGAUGCACUUGUCAAAAAGCAUGAGGGCUUUGAGAAGACUUUGCAGACACAAGCAGAGAAGAUCGAGGAGCUACAGAGCUUUGCGUCCGAGUUAGUCCAGGGAAGCCACUUCGACAUCAAGAACAUUAACAACAGGUGCCGUGACGUCUUGGGGAGGCGUGACCGACUGUGGGCCCAGGCCAAUGCCCGCCACCGCAGGCUCCAUGAAUCCAAACAGCUGCACCAGUUCCUGCAGAGCAUCUACGAGAUGCUGGCCUGGAUUGGGGAGAAGCUGCAGGUGGCCCAGGACGAGGCCUACCGAGAUCCCAGCAACCUGCAGGGCAAGAUCCAGAAGCACCAGGCCUUUGAGGCAGAGCUGAUGGCCAACAAAGACAGGGUCGAUGCUAUAACUCAGGAAGGCACCGAAAUGAUCAGUGCCAAUCAUUUUGCUGCUGAAGACAUCCAGGGGAAGCUCACCCUCAUGGAAGAAAAAUGGCAGCAACUGGUAACGUCGUCUAUGAGGAAACGAGAUCUGCUCAAUGAUGCUUACCAGGCCCAGGUGUUCCAUAGGUCUCUGGACGACCUCCUGACCUGGCUGACAGAGAUGGAGUCCCAGCUGGCCUCCAAGGAUCUCGGCAGGGACCUGAGCAGCGUCAACAAGCUGCUCAAGAAACACUCUGUCAUGGAGGCACAGAUGAAUGCCCAUGAGGAGAAAGUGACCGAUGCCAAGACCAUGGCAGACUCCUUCCGAGAAGCCAACCACUUCCUGAGUGAGGAACUCACGACGAAAACGGAUCAGAUCGUAGUCCGAUACGAAGCUCUGAGAGAACCGCUGAACCUGCGGCGGGGCAACCUGGAGGAUGCUCACCGGCUGUACCAGUUCCACCGGGACGUGGAGGACGAGGUGUCCUGGAUCGACCAGAAGCAACCCUGGGUGGCUUCCGACGACCUGGGCACAAGCCUGCAUGCUGUGCAGAGCCUCUACAAGAAACACCAGGCGCUAGAAGCCGAGCUGACUGCCCACGAGCCGCUCAUUAGCGCGGUGGUAUUGACGGGCAAGCAGCUGAUACAAGGGAACCAUUACGCCCUAGAGGACAUCAACGUGGAGCUCAGCCAGCUCCAGGCAAUGUGGUACCAGCUGCAGGAGGUAGCGGGAGACCGGAAGAGGAAGCUGCUAGAUGCCUUAGAGUCGCAGACGUUCUACUCUGAGGUCAGCGAGGCGGAAUCCUGGAUGAAGGAGAAGCGCCCCCUUCUGACAAGUCCUGACUACGGGAAGGACGAGGACUCCGUGGCAUCCCUGCUGAAGAAGCUGGACGCCCUGGACCUGGACUUGGAGAGUUUCCAGAAGACCAUCGACACCUUGGCUAGCCUCAGCAGCGGACUGUUAGCCAGGGGGCAUUUCGACAGUGCUGAUAUUAAACAAAGACAGAGUGAUGUCGAGGCAUCGUACAAGGAGUUACUGGCAUUGUCGCACAGCCGUAGGAAGGCCUUGUCGGAUCACAAGGAGCUGUAUGAGUUCUACAGUGAGACAGAGGAGACGGCAGACUGGAUACAAGACCAAGAGGCAGUGGCUUCCUCUGAGGAUUACGGAAAGGAUCUGGAACACGUUGAGAUUCUCCAAGUCAAGUUUGGCGACUUCACACGGGACCUCCUGGCCAACGCACACCGCGUGGCGAGUGUGGGCACCAGGAGCCUGCGGCUGGUGGAUGAGGGCAUCGGCGAGGAGAAGGAGAUCCUGGAGCGCUGCCAUCGGGUGGAGGAGAUGUGGGAACAACUCAAGGAGCUCACCAAUGCCAGGACCGAGGCCUUGGCAGCAGCCAAACUGAUCCACGCUUUUGACCGUGACUCCGAUGAGACGAGGAGCUGGAUACAGGAGAAAGAGAAGACAGUGUCUUCUGAAGAUUACGGCCACGACCUGGCCAGCGUGCAGGCCCUCAUCAGAAGACACAACGGCCUGGAGCGAGAUCUGGCAGCCCUGGAAGAGCAAGUGGCCUCAGUCUCGACCGCCGCAGCCCAGCUGGUGGAGCGUUUCCCUCAUGCCUUUGAUCGUAUCAGCCACAAGAAUGACACCGUGGUGGAGGCGUGGAACCUGCUCCUGGAGGAGGCAGCCACACGGCGCGACCGCCUGGCCCAGGCUGAGCAGCUGCAGACCUACCUCAACGACUACCGGGAGAUGAGCGCUUGGAUGAGCGAGAUGAUGGCCCUGAUCACUACCCACGAGACACCCCAUGACGUGCAUAGUGCCGAAUCCCUGCUGGGUCGCCACGCUGAGCACAAGGCCGAGAUAGACGGCAGGACAGACAGCCUGGAGCAGUUCACCAGCACCGGCAGGGAGCUGAUUGACAAUGGUCACUUCCUUUCCAACGAGAUCUCAGACAAGGUGGAACAGCUCAAACACUCGUGGGAUGACCUCCUCACCACCUGGCAUGAAAAGCAGGCUCUGUUUGACACCUUCCUGGAUGCUCAAGUCUUCGAGCGGGAGCUCGAGCAGGCCGAGACUUGGCUGGCUGCUCGGAACCCAGUGCUUCAGGACCAGUCGUUUCUGGAGGAUACUCUGGAUAUUGAGGAGAUGAUCAAGAGACAUGAGGACUUUGAGAAGACCAUUGCUGCCCAGGAAGAGAAGUUUGCUGCCCUCAAGAGGCAGACCAAGUGUGAAGAGCAGUCGUUUGGCCACCAAAAGCAACUGGACAACAUCCUGGAGGAAGUGAAUGAUGCCCCCGUCACCUUGCGUGACAUAGCUUCAGAAGAUACCGAAAUGAUUUUGGAGGAGGAUGAAAACCUGCCAGGGACACUUGGAGAAGCUGAACGGGCUGCCCUGGUGGCACAGAUAGAAGAAGAAUUGUUUGAGGAAGAACUGCAGGAGAAACUCCAAGCUGUCCUGCCUGACGAUGAAAGCAUCUCAGUACAACAAAAGGUCCUUCCCGUGCAGACCAAGAGAACAGAUCUGUCCCCUGAGAUCAAAGCCAGUGUUCCUGUCCCUGAGAAACCACUUGCCAAUGGACGUAAAUCCGAAAAACAGAGCAUAAUUAGUUCUGCGUUAGGUAAGGAGCACCUCAUCAAUGAAGGGGAGCGACUCAGAGAUGCAGAGAAGCGGCCUCCAAGGCUAAAUGGCAACCCCAUUGACAUUAGCUCACCGGUUACUUCUAUAGAUGAGUUGCUCUCCGAGGAUGAAGUAGAUACAAGGGACCUCAUCCAUCAAGCAGAGAUCCUUGAAGAAUCCGCAAAAUUACCCUCAAACCUCAGGGGCUCAGAGAGACCAGACUCUACGAUGGCUGUGCGCCAGAGUUCCAGCCAGCAGGCAAGGGCGGAGUCACCAAGCGGCAGGCAAGUAGAACCUGGGCCUGGGCUUAACCAACCAGAUUCCAAAGCUGACCUCCCACACCCAAGCUCGAGAUCGACGGCUCAGUAUUCAAGGAGUCGAUCAUCUCAGGACUUGGAUGUUAGCUCUGAUGAGAGUAUUCGGCACAGAAAGUCUCCUCGGAAUCCCAGUACUCUUGGCAGGAUACAACGUGGUUUGACUUCCCCCUCACACGGGCAGAAGAAAAGACAGACUUCCAAGCCCUUCCACCCAAGUCCUCUUGCGUUAAACAAUGACCGGCGGCCCCAGCAAAGAAUGUUCAAUCAAACAACUGGACCCUCUCAUAAAGAUACAGCAGUUCUCAACAGCAACAACAACCACACAAACAAGGGGGAUCAUGUUCCCUUUACUAAGCCUGAUGAGGAUUGGAUGAGACGUGAGGGGGAGGAGCUUAUGUCUCCAGACAGCCUAUCAGGUGAGGAAGAUCUGAGUGUGGGCUCAUUGCCGUCCCUGCCUGACGAAACAGACCCUGUGUUGGUAACCAGGCACAGUGUUGAGAAAGAUUCUCCAGAUCUGUUGUGGAAGAGUGAUCAGUCAGAAACUGAGCCUCCACCUCUGCCAGCUUCUGCUCCUCCUCAACUCUACGACUUUGAGGACUCUUCCCCCGAUGAGGUCACAACAUUGCCACAGUCACCAAGUUCCCCUGCAACUCCCACCCCGCCCAUGAGGCGGCGUUCAAGAGCCUCCUCCAUUGAUGUCAAAAAGGCAGAUGCAUCAACUCCUCCACAAUCUGCUCUUCAGAGCAUCUCCGUAAACAAACCUCACCCAGCUACAGCCCUCCAUGAUCCUUCAUCAAAUCACCAGUCAUUUCCUCCCCAGCCAACUAGGCCUGCACCGGCAGUUGCUCAUCACGGCCCGUCUUCACCAGCCCUUCAGGGACCUGGUGAUGCCUCACAUCAGCCCCCGUCACCCAGUUCCUCUCCCAUCCCGGGUUCCCAUCAUCACCCUUCACCUCAUCAUCCCCAUAUAUCCAUCUCCCACACCAUUGCAUAUGAGCAUCCAAGAGGACAUCAUUCUCAUUCUGCCUCAUCCCAGCAACACCCGUCUCAUAGAUACCAACACCCCACUCCCUCUCAGAAGCAGCCAUCACCCAGGUCCCACCCUACCCAACCUCAGCAACCCAGGCGCCCUGCCCCAGCUUCUCCAAUCACUGUGACUCAUGUAGAGUCCUCCCCGGCACAGCCCCGUCGGGCAGCACCCCAGUUCUCCCCUAGGGCUCAUCAGGUGGACAGGGUCACAGCAGAGCCCCCUCCACCCAUCCAACUAACAAGUCUGAAAGGGGGUCACCAUAGGCCUUUCAAGUCCUCACCAGGCCAGGACUCCCCGAAGCUGAAAAGGAACAAGAUAUUUGGAGGUCUAUUCAAGAAGAAGUGAUGUGCCGUAAAGCAAAACAUCCUUAAUAAUUCAUUAAUUUUAACUUUGAAAUAUAGCAUUCAGGAUUAAUCAGAUGAUGUCAACUUGAUCUUAACUGUUCAUGAGAUUUCUCGAGAGCAUAAAGACUGAUGUACCAAAUAUGGCCUUUUUAGCAGAAUUUGUUUCCGUACAUGAAUCAUUCAAAUAUAAAAGGACUUUAACCCUGAAGGUUUGGUGGUGCACACAAGCAUUAGUUCAUAGGCUUGGCUCUGGCAGUACAAGAUAUAUUUACCCUUGAAAACGGUUUCUAGGCAUUUAAAGAGAGUAAAGCUCAGCAAAAGGUGUACAAAAGACAAUAAUGCCCAGUAAGACGUUAAGUGUUUCCAAUCAGAUUGUGAAGCUUCACUCAAUAUUAGCCAAGCGUUUACCACACACUUCUAAAUCUGACAUGCUCUCCCUCAUAGUCUUCACUGAAAGGAAUACUUUAUUUGCUUUGCACAGCCCCACUAAUGUGCUUUACAUUUUCUAACCCAUUUGCGUCAUGGUUUGUGAGUAAAGAGCCGUGUACACAGAGAGUGUCAUUGUAUUUUUAACACGAUGGAGUGAGUCGAUUGUUGAAACUAACCAGUUGCUGCUGGCGUUACAGAUGCACUCUGCAAGGCUGACCAGUCAGCGCUGCUGUAACAUUUAAGGUAGACCUGCCCAACGAGCCCCUUGUGCUUGUGGCGAUAUUCGUUAACUUGUUUCUUCACCGAAGAGUUGUUUCUUCCCCGUUAGUCGUGGCUUAUUGCAUUUGGGCUGAUAUGUUACAGGAGAUGCAUGAAAUCUCCACUGCUGCAUACGAACCUUUUUUUUUCUGUUUCUCAUUACAACUGAUAGGCCUGAUAUGAAUCAUUAUCAUUUUUGUUGCCUCUGCUGCCGGUGCUGUCAUGGGGUUAUCAAAACAAAAUAUGGAAACGUAAACCCAAAACUAGGACAAGACAAUCAAGACUGUAUGGAGGUUUGGGAAAAACACUAGGUAACUGAAGCAGCAGACUACAAUCAUUGUACAAAUAUUAGCCUUCUUAUAAUUCCAGUUGUAUGGUAUUUGGACGUGAUUUGAACCCCUGACGUGAGGGAAGAAUCACCAGUGUCGAACGGGGGAGUGUUUGCUAGAGUACAUGUACUAGCACAGGUACUAGCAUAGGUACUUGGAGAAGCACUUAGGCCUAAUUAGAGAGCAGGACAUUGCACCACCCAUUGAGUACCAGUAGAACUAAACAGAUGGGAAUAUUUGGCACAAGUGAAUAAUGAGUACUGUAAAAUCCGAGUGCUGCCUCAAGUGUUGUUGUGAUUCUAUAGUAUCUCGAUAGUGUGGUCACAGACUUGCCUCUUACAAUUCAAUAGAUGCCUAUCGUCCUUGCUCGGUUCUCUGCAUUCAGUGCCAUUCGUGCUCUUAGCAAGGGAAAAACAAUAUUUCUGGUCUUCACGUCCCCAGCGACCAUUUCAGUUUGUUCGGUGGCAUGUAGAAACUUAGGCUAAUAGUUACAUCGUUCCAUGACAUUGUUCUGCAUGUCCGCCCCUAACUUCCCCAGUGGAGCCUGUCCACAAAACACAUUUCGCCAUAUGAAGGGUUUUGUGGAAGUCGGAUAAAUGAGCCUUUCCUUCUAUUUCAACUUCUGUUUGUGUCCCCUUCUUUUUUGGAGAUCCAGCCCAGUGAUGGUUGCUGGGAUAUGCAAUAAUAGUGAUGUGCUUCGUGAACUUGCGCACAGAAGCUAUUUCCAGAUAUUUUACAGAGUGGUAUUGAAGUAUUUUGCAAAGACUGACCUGGCCUUAAUUUCAAAGUGUGCCGUUGGAGCUUUAAGCUUAGAUCGUAGAGUGUGCACCAACGUGUCGGCAACUGUGGCAUGGGUCGGUCGUGACGAACGCUAGAUUUCCGGGCAAUUCAGUGGGGUUGAAGGGAAAGGUUAGCAUACAAACAUGUCGAAGGGUAAUACGCAUACAAAAAUUCCCCCAGCCUAGCGUGUAUUGCAUCCAAGAGGGUUAUUUUGGGGAACUUGUAGCAGAUAGUAUAUUGUCCAUAUAGAACAACCUUGUUGAAUCUUGCAUUAAAUAUCAUUGAUGACUCAGAAUGUUACUCAGUACAUUUGUUCUGUGGAAUGAAGUUGAAAGCAAAGUUUUGAUUUGAAAUUCUGUUUGAAAAGUCACAUUCUUGUGGAAGUAAUCAACAUUGCUGUUUUUAUUUUUUACGCUUCUGUUCGCUGCAGUAUGUAAAAUAUUCGUGUACAGGUUUGCGUAAAUACCUUGAAUGUGUUUUCAUUUUUGCAUCUUUUAUACAUUAAUGGAUUUUGUUUGGCAGAAUUAUUCAGGUUCUGAGAUUAAUGUACAGCUUUACUUUGCAAUUAUAUUUCCUGCUGAAUUUUCUGUUUACGCUACUAUGGUAUGCACGCUUUCACCGUGGGGAAUGGUUUCAAUGAAUCGCUGAAGUAUAAAUUGUAAAUGGCUUCUGAGUUUCAUAGACAGUGGAUUAUUUAUACAUGCAGCUCAUAAAUGAUUACUUUUAAGUUGGAGGCUGAAGAUGCCAGAGUGUUUUUUCCAGGAGUCCACUGAGUAGAUCUAUGUAUAUUGCAUCGGUUAUAUUAUUGAUCUUCCGGCCGUCUGCCGUAGUUCCUUCUUUAAAACGAGAGGUGAAAAUGGGAGGAAAACUAACGAACUCUAAACAACCCUCAACGUUUAAACAACACGGAAGGAAAACCUCCCUUGGGAGAUAUUGAAAUUGUAAAAUUGAGGUAUAUGUAUCUUUUUAAUAAUUGAAAGAUUAACAAAAGAAACGACUGUGUGCCGUGGAAAACAAACUUCUGAUUGUUUUGUAACAAGUCGCUAGCUUUUGUGACUCAAGUUGAGUCAUUGUAACGCGUGACUCGAGUCGAGUCAUUCGGCAAGAAAGUCGAGUCAAUUACUUAGCUGGAGUCAGUUCGAGUUACAAAUAUUGAGAGUAAUACGAUUCAUAAAAGUGUAAUGAGUAAAAUGUGGUCAAACCACAUCUUACGCUUGAUGGAGUAUCACUGUAAGUUACUGCAAAUAUUUUGUAACAAAGAACUUUGCUUUUAUUUUUGGGACGAUGAGGGACUCGAGUCGAGUCACAAAUUACUCGUCGGAACUCGAGUCUGCAAAAUUGUGACUCGAGCCGGACUCGAGUCAUUGACACGAGUCAAGUCAUUGACUUGGGUCAACCCCCUGAACAUGUUACCGUUUGUGGGAUGCAUGCCUUCAUCUUGUUUUACAUCUGAACAAAGCUUUAUGAAUGCAUGCAUAAAAGACUAGUGAACCACAAGUACAUUGCCAGAUUUUUUUUCUGUGAUAGUAUCGCAUGUCAUAUUACUAUUGGAUAAGCAAGAGCUUCUACAGGGCGCUAUCGCUGAAGCAGCGUUGUUAAAUUCAGAGGCAACGAAAGUGCAGUUGGUGUGCUGAUGCAUAUCACAGGCGAAUUAAGCCCUGCCCUUGGUUAAAAGCAGACGACUGCGGAUAGGUCUAUAACCUGUGUCACUUGAAGCCCGCUGUGCUCAUGCGACUGUCUUCGUCAAGGUGUUGGAUGUCGUGCACAGUGAUCACUGGCAGAUUCCUCCACCAAGGCUAGCGACAUGACACCUUGCACCAUACAUAGCUCUGCCUUGAACUUUUGGCAGAUUCCUCCACCAAGGCUAGUAAACCAGCCAAGUCCGAAAGGUGUACGGCGGACUGUAAAAUCUGUAUUAGAGUAAUGCAGUAACUAUUUAUAUUUUCAUCAGUACCGCAUGGAAUUCUGAAAAGAGUGUUGGUAUUUAUUUACAUUAACUGUGCUGAACAUAUUUCUCCGUUUUGAUCUAUUUUGGUAACCAGUUAUUUGAAUCUUUUAUUACGAUCUUACCAUAUAUAGUUACCGUAUUUAACGGAUUAUUUACAGUGAUAUUUCCAAGUCUGUAUUUGCACGCCAUUUAUUUUGUAGCGCUGUACAUAUUUUAUAAACUUUGUUCUUAUAACAUUCCAUUAUUUACAUUACGUCCGUCUCUACACUUGUUGUAUCAGCAGUUUUUUAUACCUUUUUAUGAGCAGAACGUGAAGAAAUGGCUGAAAUGACAGUGAUACUUAUUUAGUAAACAAGCUUUGUGCAAAUCAAUGGUGAUGCUAGUGUGGAUUUUAAAAGGCGUCGCCUCGUAACGACUCAGCAAGCAAUUGGAAACGGUCGCCGACACUUUGUUGAACGACUGCGGCCUCUUCUAGCGAGAGAAACGAUGCUAACGAUGCGCAUUUGCGUCGGUUCUUAGCCUUUCUUGAAUCCGUCCCUGACAAAAACAGCCAAGUGCAAUUAUCCGAGAAGCCACAAAGCGUGCCUUACUCCCUUUGGUUGGCCUAUGAAGUAUACUGAUGUAAUGAUGACAAGAGGCGACUCUUACUGGUCAAUGUGUGAUGUGCUUUCAAAUACAGGGAAGCUUUCCCAUAACUUCCUGUGCCUGUAUAUUUUUCAAAUGUUAAACUUUAUAAUGUUAACAUAUAAUGUUUUUUGUAUACUUCACUUUUUCAAGAGACCAUGAAAUUGACGUUCAGUGGUUUGCGUUUGAAGUAAAUCUCUGCACGUGUAGUGUUACCUUAUAUUUGUAGUGAGCUUUUUUGCGACGUGUUCCUUUGCCCUUUUCUGGUCGGCGUUCAUUCUAAUUUUAUUUUUUUUUCAGUUUCGAAUCAAAUGUUUAUUUUUCCGUUUUGUGUUAUUCAAAUAGUAUGCUAUAUUGUAGAUUUCAAUUUAUUAUUACUGUUCUGAAGGAUAAAGUAGCCACAUACUUAAUUCAAUCAAGGACAAAGUUUCAAGCCCUGUUUGGAUCCUUCUCUGAUUAGUGAUUGAUUAUACCAAUGCUUUAAUUUCCCAGCUCUCA